Molecule: messenger RNA, 2799 nt
Organism: Priceomyces carsonii
Lineage: Eukaryota; Fungi; Ascomycota; Pichiomycetes; Serinales; Debaryomycetaceae
Exons: 1
Coding region: 1-2799 (932 amino acids)
Biological process (GO): intracellular sterol transport
Cellular component (GO): endoplasmic reticulum membrane; endoplasmic reticulum-plasma membrane contact site; plasma membrane
Molecular function (GO): sterol transfer activity; sterol binding
Source: RefSeq, a predicted model, not a curated record
AUGGCCAAAGAUAACUCUCUUAGGAUACCUGAAAAGAAUAUUCACGGAGUAGGGGAUUUUAAAGAUAAUAAAGCAGAUUCUAGUGUGGGCAACCAUGUUAGAGAGCCAGCAAACAAUUCUAGAAAUUUUAUUUCAGGAGACAACACAGAGAGGGCCCCAUCGCCAUUUGGCCCUUCAGCUGCUGUGGAUUCAAUGCCAGGAAAGAGCCGUAAUAUCAUGUCAGAACCUCAAGAUUUUGGAACUGCAAUUUUGGAUGCACCGUUAGAUACAUCCUCUGGAAAGAGUAGUCGUGGUUCUCCAGCAAGAACAAAUGAAACAUUUACGGACAAUAUCUCUCAUCAUCAAAGUAGGAGGUCGGCGUCUAAUGGCAUCCUCAGUUCAAUUUUAAACGCGGCACAUAAUGCAAUGUCAUUCAACCUGGAAGAAGAUCAAACUUCUGGGAAGAAAGAGCAUACAUUCUCGCUGAAGUUGGAUUCAUUGUUGAAGCCAAAAUCUGAAAAGACAAUUCCAGCUCCUCCAAAUGCCUCUGAGGAUGAUUCUAAAGCUGAAGAUAAUGAACUCAAAUCCUCGGCAUCAAAUGUUCAAUUCGAAUCGGUGCGAGAAUCGCCUAUAAACACUUUGGGUUAUGGAGAUCUUUCGCUUGAUCAUUUCGAUCAAGAGCGCAAUCUCAAGAAGAAUGGUUCUAUAAGACAUAGCAGAAAGAACCUUUCAUCUCCAAAUCGUUCUACGGAAAACCUUCACGAUCAAAAGAGGUCUGUAAGCCCUGAUAUUGUGAAUCGCCAGAUGCCUCCAAAUAACCAAUUGGCUGUAUCUGGAAACGGUGAUUCCAAGAGAAUACAUAGGCUGUCUGUGACUGGGGCAUUAGAUAGAAUCAAGAGCCAAAAUACUGACAAAAUCGCUGAUUCUGAGAGUGACCCUAGUAUGGUUCUUAGCGAUGUUGACGACCAAGUCGAAGAUUUUGAUUACUCUAAUAUCCAAUUUGCUUCAGAUAAGCGAAACAAAGAAUUCCACCAGAUUUUCAAGCAAUUGCCUUCCAAUGAGAAACUCAUUGAGGAUUAUAGUUGUGCGAUUUCAAAAGAUAUAUUGGUUCAAGGGAGGAUGUAUUUGAGUGAGCAUUUUAUUUGCUUUAAUUCAAACAUUCUAGGUUGGGUAACAAAUUUGAUGAUACCAUUACAAGAAGUUAUCCAGAUAGAGAAAAAGUUUACGGCGGUGCUAUUUCCUAACGGGAUAGUUAUAAGAACAUUGCACCAUAAAUAUGUAUUUGCUACUCUUUUGAGUAGGGAUACAAGCUUUGGUAUGAUAACAAAUGUUUGGCACAAUGUUUUAGGAGAGAAUACUGACUCUGAAAUAAAUAAGGUUAUAUCUUCCAAAAAGAGAAAAAGGGGAGAAUCGAGGUCAACUGUAUCGAAAUCCAUUUCAAAUGAUCUUGAUAGCGAAACUGAGAGUCAAGAAAGUGAUGAUACUGAUACAGUAAGCUCUUUAUCGCUCGAUAUGGAUGAUACUAAUAAUGCGGAUGACGUUGACGUUGACGAAGAUACAGCUGAUAUCGACGAUGAAGAUGACGAUGAUGAUGAGAAUAAUGAUGACGAAGCUUUUGCUGCUAAUGAUUCCAGUAAUAUCCGUGAUAAGGACAAAGGCGAGUCUGGAGCAAAAGAGAACGGCAAGGGUACCUUCAAUGGAUUACCGUUAUUGGGCCCCCAAUUUCAUGCUCCAACAACUAUCGACUAUCAAAAACAAUCUAAUGAAACUGUUGUUAGUGACGAAAUACUAAAGGCUCCCGUCGGUGCUAUUUUCUCGAUUCUUUUUGGUGCCGAUAAAUCCAAAUACAUUAAAAUUCUAAAAAACCAAAAAAAUUACGAUAUUUCGGAGAGCAACAUUUCUGAGCUAUCUAUGAAAAAAAAAGAGAGAAAUUAUACAUAUAUAAAGCCUUUGUAUGGUCCAAUAGGUCCGAAACUGACUAAAUGUUUAAUAACAGACAAACUCCUACACUUUGAUCUUGAUGAUUAUAUACUAGUUGAGCAAUCUACAUCCACACCUGAUGUCCCAAGUGGAAAUGUGUUUAAAGUUAGAACAAAAAUUUACUUGACCUGGGCAGAAAACAACAGCUCUAGAAUGUACGUUUUGACUACUGUUGAAUGGUCUGGAAAGUCUUGGAUUAAAGGUGCAAUUGAGAAAGGUAGUAUUGAAGGUCAAAAAGAUUCCAUGAAAAUUAUGAUCGACUCGUUAAAUGAUCUCAUAAAUAGCACAGGAAAUGGAACAUCUAAAUCAAUCAAGAAAAAGUCUAAGAGAAAAAAGAGCUUUAAAGCUGAUUCUGCGCCUCAGUUGAAAGCACCAGAAAACCCUCAAGACCUACCAAUUACCACUCAAUUAUCUAACUUGAUGGAAAAGAUUGGUGAGUUGAUAUCUAUUCCAUACGUUAGUAAUCGUAUGACGGGAAUUUUUAUUCUGAUGCUAGCAUUUAUUGUCAUUCUUAAGAUGAAUACAUUCCUCUUUGGAUCCGGCAAUUCAAACGUAAGUAUACUUCCGGAGAGUCAUACCAUAUCUAACAUCGAGAUAAACAACCAUAAGUACAUGGUUGUGUCAUCCGUGGAUGCAAACUUUGCGAAUGUUGAUGCGAGACUUGAGAGUGAGGCUAAUAUAUGGGAUUGGGUAAGGAAUACAAGUGAUGGAAAACUUCAGAUAUCGAGUGAAUCUUCUUCCCAUCUCAAGAGAUAUUCUAAUCAAGAGAUUGAGGAAAUUGUUCGUCUUACACAAAUGAAGCUAGACGAACUAAGCAAUAACUACAAUCUUCAGUUUUAG